CGCCUACACAAGCAAGAAACCUCCCUCCCCUGUGCACGACUGCAAUAAGCUGACAGACGGAACAAAGCGACCUGCCGCCGGUGCCGACCGAAUCACCUGCUGGUUGCUGCAACCACACCACCAACCGGAUCCCACCGUCUUCUCCUCUUCCUCACCUCCUCCGCAGCCAGCAGCCAUGCGCAUCUUCGUGCUCUCAGGGCAGAGCAACAUGGCCGGCCGCGGCGGCGUGCACCACCGGCGGUGGGACGGGGUCGUGCCGCCCGAGUGCGCGCCGCUCCCCUCCAUCCUCCGCCUCUCCGCCGCUCUCGAUUGGGAGGAGGCCCGGGAGCCGCUCCACGCCGACAUCGACAAGGCCAAGACCUGCGGCGUCGGCCCCGGGAUGGCCUUCGCCCGCGCCAUCCUCCCGCAGCUGCAGCCCCCUGCCCCUGCCCCUGCCCCUGGCGCCGCCGCCGGAGCCGGGGUCGGGCUCGUGCCCUGCGCCGUCGGCGGCACGGCGAUCCGGGAGUGGGCCCGCGGGGAGCCCCUGUACGAGCAGAUGGUGCGCCGCGCACGCGCCGCGACCGAGUACGGCGAGAUCGAGGCCUUGCUGUGGUACCAAGGGGAGAGCGAUGCGGAAUCCGAUGCCGCCGCCGCCGCGUACCAGGGUAACGUCGAGAGGCUCAUAGCCAAUGUCAGGGAGGAUCUUGGGAUGCCUGAGCUACCAUUCAUUCAGGUUGCUCUUGCAUCUGGGAAUAAAAGGAACUUUGAAAAAGUGAGGAAGGCUCAGCUUAGCAUUAACUUGCCCAAUGUUGUAACUGUGGAUGCAAUCGGUCUGGCGCUGAACGAUGAUAAUUUGCAUCUUACUACUGAAUCACAAGUAAAGCUUGGAGAAAUACUGGCACAAGCCUACAUGGGUAACUUUUUACAAGCAACCUCCUAGCAGUUCUGCCCAUGCCAUAUGAGAUCUUCGAACUUCGGAUAUCCCAAGUAAUCUCACGUGUCCCGUACUGCGACCGGAAUUCGAAAUACCCACUUCAUGCACGGAUUGUUGCCGAGUUAUUUCCGGAAAAGAUGCUUAAAUGAGUGUGGUUGUUUGGUUCAUGUGCGACGCUAUCAAAGGUUGAUAGUAUGGCGGCACCGGCUUGGCAAGUGGUUGGUAGCAACACAAAUGGACUUUGAUUUGGUGUACUCUCCGAGUAGCGGUCACCAGCUCCAAGGUGAAUAGCUCAUGGUCUGACCUUCUGGUUGUACCUGACAAUGGUGGUGUUUCCGCACCCUCCCUUGUUGAAGCUCUUUGAGAUUGCUCGGACUUGCUUUGGGUGAAACCCUUGAUCGGACCCUAGUGGUUGGAUCCGGCGACGAAUGAUGAUCAGACAUCAUUUUUCCUUCUUGAGGUGUCGCCUUUGAAGAAUCUCUUUUGUAGUCUCGGUGGUGGUUGGGGUUAAGGGUUGCUGUUGUGUGUUGUCGUUUCCUUCGGACUUUUUUCUUCUUCUCUUUCUUUUUGGACGUAUGCAUCCUCAAUGUCUCUCUUUGUUCUUGACUUUGUGUUGUUGCAUUGUCACCUUUUUUAUAUUCAA
Messenger RNA from Brachypodium distachyon (stiff brome), 1556 nucleotides. RefSeq names its product probable carbohydrate esterase At4g34215. The record is from RefSeq and is a predicted model, not a curated record. The transcript has 3 exons. NCBI's taxonomy places the organism in Eukaryota, Viridiplantae, Streptophyta, Magnoliopsida, Poales, Poaceae. The coding region runs from base 176 to 919 and encodes 247 amino acids.